CAUGAGAUGCUGCACUCAAUCGGCUUUAUUCACGAACACCAGAGGCCUGACAGGGAUCAAUUCGUGGACAUAUACUUCCAGAAUAUUGCCCAGGGGAAGGCCGACCAGUUUGAUGUGAACACAUUUCGCUCGUAUUUCCACGACUAUCACCUCCAGUACGACAUCCACUCUGUUAUGCAUUACCCGGAGAAGAGCUUUUCCAAAGACAAUCUCAACACUAUUGUCGCCAAAAAUGGACAGCGAUUGGGAUGUUUUCAUCUGAAACAGUGUCCAACACUUUUGGACAUUCAAAAGAUUAAUACAGUCUAUAACUGCUCGAAAAAUUGGGGAACGAGUCGUAUAUUCCCCGCAAAAUAG
Oppiella nova is the source of this 357-nucleotide messenger RNA. The record is from the annotation of a GenBank genome assembly. Lineage: Eukaryota; Metazoa; Arthropoda; Arachnida; Sarcoptiformes; Oppiidae.